UAAGGAUUCUUUGAUGAAUAGAAAGUUCAAAAGAACAGCAUUUCUAUGAAAUAGACGUUUUUAUAGAAAUGCAAACGUAUUUAGCUAAAGAUCAAUUUUAUGCAUCAUUGCUAAAUAAAAGUAUUAAUUUGUUUAAAAAUCUUAUUAGGAAAGGCAGAAAUGAUUUCAAAACAAAUAACAAAUUGAAUCAAAUUAUAGAAGAAACAUUAUUCAACAAGCACAUGGAUAAAGCAUGGUUUUUAAUAAGCAUAUUUUAAAUUAUGACACAAUGAACAUAAUUUCAAGUUCAAAGGUUUUGCAUUCCUUUUAUUGUGUGCAUCUCAGAAAUAAGAUGUCUAGUGUAACUUUAAACUAAGAUACAACAUCAUGCAUAUCUUCCAAUUUAGUGAUAUAUAACACUAAAUAGUUACAUCUAAAAAUUCCACACAUUUCCUGUGUAAGCCACGCCUGUGUGCAAUUCUGUCUAAAUACAGAUGAUUUUAUAGUGGCAAUGAGUUUUAAUGGUAAUAUUGCAGUGGAGCCCAGCUCUGUGCCUCUGUCUCAUCUCUGUUUCCUCAGAUUCAACCUGCUGAAGGCCCUACAGCCUAAGCACCGCUUGCAACAAAUGCUGUCAUCUCCCACUGCAUCCCCUGUUUUUGACUAUUGCAGGUUUAUAGAGCUAGACUACACACCCAUGGAGUCAGGCAUUAUGGUCUCUAUGAGACAGAGCAGAGGAUUUCUGACACCAAAGUCCCCGGAACACCACUGUCGACGGAGUCCAGCACCUGUCAGUAACCGUGAUCCCUAUGGAAAUGCCUCUCUCAGCAGCAGUAGCAAUUCAGGGUCAUGCAAGGGCAGUGACGGAAGCCCAACCCAUAGGCGUCACAUAAAAUACACCUCCUGCAAUGAUAACCAUGGUAUCCGGCCCCCUCCACCUGAGCAAUACCUUACCCCACUGCAACAGAAAGAGGUGUGUAUCAGACACCUCAGAGCACGGCUCAAAGAAAGCAUCGAAAGACUGCAGGACAGGGACACUGAGAUUGAUGAGUUGCGUACUCAGCUGUCUCGUAUGCAAGAAGAUUGGAUUGAAGAGGAGUGCCACCGCGUGGAGGCCCAGCUGGCUCUGAAGGAGGCUCGCAGGGAGAUCCAGCAGCUUAAGCAGGUUGUUGAUGUUGUCAGAUCCAGUCUGGGAGACACUGACACUGGAGUGCAAAAGUGCUUCCAAGACAUAAACCUCCAGAACCACAAGCUGGAGUCUUUAUUGCAGAGCAUGGAGCUGGCUCAGAUCGGGACCCCCAAAACAGGAGAAACUCUGGCAGGUGGAGGGGUGGUGGGGGCAGGGCUGGAGGUCAGCGAGGGCCUGGCGGAGUCUUCCGAAGGCUCCCCAGCUCGCUCGCUUACCCGCAGCUCUACCUACACCAAGCUAAGUGACCAGACUGGCCAGGAACAUGGCGGUAAUGAAAAUGGGUGUGACAUUCCAUGUUUGUCAGGUGAGGGUACGCAGGACAGCGGGUUUGUUUGCUGUGGAGAAAGUGGAAGAGGAGCAAGUAAGACAGACCUGCUCCUGGAGGCUGCGUUUUUGUCUCAAGAGACAGCCUCGCUGCUCAAUGCGUACUCCCGCCUGCCACACUCCUCCACAUAUGAGGCACUGAGCAUCAGCGAGCCGAGAGUUGUGCCACUCCGCUGCAGUGGGAUCGGGACGGGGACCACUGUUAGUGUAAGUCAUCCAUGUCUGUCGCAUCAUCACCUAUACCUGCAUCACCUGCGUGAGCAAGGCAUUCAAACCGACUACGACCAUGACCCUGCUUCGGCCCAUGCCCAUGGUCCCAGUACAUCCUUUAACUCUGAUCUGGACACUAUUGCUGAGCGCACCUUCCGCUCCCAGGCAUGCAGUCCGACAUCUACCUGGAUGUCUGAUGAGGGAGAUGAUCUGGAGUCAGUAGCCACAGAAUCAGCCAUUAUGGCAACAAUUGCCACAGCUUCUGUCAUCACAGACUUUUCCACUAAGUCUGCACCAGCUGUUGCAAUGGAGCCUUGGUCACCAACUGUAUCUGUUCCAAAAGGACCUGCGAAUUUAGCGUUGGAGUCCUCUGUCAAGGAAACAACUGUUUCAGAGCUCCUUACAGUCUUACCAAUCACCACAACAGCUUUGACCACAGAGACCAUUGGAUCCCAAGUAACCAACUCUGUUCAACCUCAACCUGUAACAGACCCUUUGCCAAACCCUUGCAACUCCCCUUGCUCCGUGCAGCCAUUGAUUGAGACUGAAGGAGAGCCCCUUGCACAGACCACUCAGCCUCGUAGUGUACUAACAGACGCUGGGGAUGAAGGGGAUCAUGUCAUAAAUAUAGGUUCAGAAGAUGAAGAUGAGGUUGACGAGAGUGCUACGAGCACAGAAUCCAUGUCGUCUGGCUGUGGUUUACCAGCAAAGAAAUACUGGAGCCGGCACUUCCUAGUGGAUUUGCUUGCGGUGGUCGUGCCAGUGGUCCCCACAGUGGCGUGGCUCUGUCGGGGUCCACACCGUGUUGGUCAGCCAAUGUACCAUAUUGGUUCUCUCUUGCGAGGUUGCUGCACUGUGGCUCUCCAUUCCCUGCGUCGAGGAGGAGGCAUUCGGCACUACCCAGCAGGAGGAGGUGGUCCAGGGGGAAUGAGUAUAUGAGACCAGCUUUUCUCUCUGGAGAAGCCUUGAAGCCCUUCUGUCAGAUGUGCAAUUAGGGAAUGG
Messenger RNA from Sinocyclocheilus grahami, 2701 nucleotides. Its product is annotated as syntaphilin-like. Gene Ontology annotation, cellular component: mitochondrion; cytoplasmic microtubule. The record is from RefSeq and is a predicted model, not a curated record. Gene Ontology annotation, biological process: neuron differentiation. Bases 491 to 2638 code for a protein of 715 amino acids. Lineage: Eukaryota; Metazoa; Chordata; Actinopteri; Cypriniformes; Cyprinidae. The transcript is spliced from 5 exons.